CGUCAAUUGCUCGUAAACGGUGUCUCAAGGUUAGCCACAGCAUAAUGACAGUGAGACAGCAAUGGCUUUCCCUUAUAUCAAUGGUUCAUGCAACUCAAAGAUCAUCUAUUGAUGCUGCUCCCGCUAUUGGAAUUGGUGUCUGCGUUUCUUCGAUUAGAAAUAAAAGUGCCAAUGUCAACAUGGUUGAGCACCACAACGACAUCUCACAGUCUACGCCCAGCAGACUUGGCAACGAUUAUACCAAAAGUACUUUUGCUAAAGCAUGCUCAGAUCAUUCUGAAACCCCAUCUGCAGCAAUCGUGAACUCCAAAGACGAAAAGCUCAGCCCUCUCCAGAAACACGUUCAAUUCUGGGACCGCGACAAUGACGGCAUCAUCAACCCAUGGGACGUCUACAAUGGCUUCCGCGAGCUCGGUUUCGGUCUCUUCUUCUCAACAGGCUCUCUUCUCAUCCCUAUCUUCUUUUCAUAUCCAACACGGCUCGGUCAUAGUUGGCUGCCUGACCCCUUGUUCCGCAUCUAUGUCAAUGACAUCCACAAGGCCAAGCAUGGUUCUGAUACAGGCAUCUUCGACUUUGACGGGAACUUCAGCCCCCAGAGAUUCGAGCAGAUGUUUCAGCGGUUCGAUACCUCAGGUGAGGGAGGUUUGACUGCUGGUGACCUCUGGAGAUUAUGGGCGAAGGAUCGCUGUGCGGCGGACCCAGCUGGUUGGACCUUUGCUUUUAUGGAGUGGUGGACAUCAUAUGUGCUUCUCCAAGAGGAUGGGGUCGUGAAAAAAGAUGACCUGAGAGCCUGUUAUGACGGAAGCCUGUUUUGGAGGAUCAGAGACGAGAGAGAGAGAAGCAGCGAGUACAUGGGUAGAAAGAGCUUUGGCAUGAGAAACUUCUUUGCUUCAAUCUAGCAGGCUCUCGAAAAACAUAGCCUCAAUUCCUUCAACGAGAUCGUCUACAAGCCCCAUGGAGUCAACUAGAUAGCAAAACUAGAGAAUACUAAUCUUCCAUCAAAUCUGUGAGUUGGUUAUCUCAAGCCCCUACUAACGUUCGAGAGAAUCGUCGAAACCUCAAACAGACUUUCGUAGAAAUGAUCCGGGAGACCUUUGUCGGAAGCCAAGAGGUUUUCGAUAACCUCAUCAGCACGACCAACUUGAGCCAGCGUGUUGUGAGUGGUUUCCUGUAAGAACGUGAUUCGUGUUUCUGCAUCUAAAUGCUUCUCUCUAAGCAUUUGGAUAUGGCGUAAGAGUCUCUGCCCUCGGCUUGAAUCUACGGGUUCUGAACCUUGCCAAGGGUACCGCGUCCGUGUUGAAGUUGGCGAACUAAAACCAAGACUUUGCGAUUGGGCUACAGGUGAUGGCAUCGACUUCUGAAAAUAAUGGUUGUCUGAUUGAAAUUCCUGUGCAAUAGUUGAACCCAAU
This is a messenger RNA of Fusarium odoratissimum NRRL 54006, 1409 nucleotides long. RefSeq lists its product as uncharacterized. Gene Ontology annotation, molecular function: monooxygenase activity; calcium ion binding. The transcript has a single exon. The coding region runs from base 45 to 899 and encodes 284 amino acids. The record is from RefSeq and is a predicted model, not a curated record. NCBI's taxonomy places the organism in Eukaryota, Fungi, Ascomycota, Sordariomycetes, Hypocreales, Nectriaceae.